AUGAGCUCUUCAGAUUCUAGUGACUCCUGCUCCUCCGGCUCUGAGCUCGAGGAAACAUGGGAAGGCGAGGGCGUUGCUACGAGCCUUUUCGACGACUUCUCCUCGCCAUUCGCCUCCCAGGUGUACCGCCACAUGGAGUCGAAGUUCGGCUUCGACCAUAGGAUCCUGGGCAAGGGUACCCUCCACCGCGUGGCUCUCGUGACCUACCUGGAGCGCGAGAAGGCGAAGGGGGCCGACGUGCUUGACUGCUACCAACGCAUACGCUCCGACCCAUCUAUAGUGCUGAACCGGAUGGAGGAGUUCAUCAAGCCGCCGUUUGAGAACGAGAAGUUGCUCUGGGACUUCAUGGAAUCCAGCGACGAAGAGGGUGAUGAGGAUCUGUUGUCCAAGCACCUUAGCCAGGAGAAGGGCACCAAGACCGCCCAGGCUAUCAGGAAGCGGGCGUCAGAGGAUGAGAGUUACUUCAAGUGCUACAAGGGUCUCGGUAUCCACCGAGAGAUGGUGCAGGAUGCGGUCCGAACUGGGGCAUACGAGGCAUUCAUUCGCCUCAACAAGGCGCUAUUCAAGGACAAGGUGGUUCUUGAUGUAGGUUGCGGCUCGGGAAUACUCUCACUCCUCGCCGCGAAGCAUGGCGCCAAGCUGGUUGUCGGCAUCGACAAUUGCGAGAACCUCGUUAAUAUGUCGGAGGAUCAUGCGCGCAUUAACAACCUGACCAACGUGCGCUUUUUGCAUGGCAAGGUGGAGGAUUCCGAUCUGGCAUACGUCGAUGGGGUUCUGUUGUUUAAACGUGACGCCAACUCCGACACGCCACACGAGCCAUUCAAGUGUGACAUUUUGAUAUCAGAAUGGAUGGGAUACGGGUUGCUCUACGAGAAUAUGUUGCCCUCGGUUUUGUUUGCCCGUGACAAGUACCUUACUGAGGACGGUAUUAUGGUGCCUAGCAAGGUCAAAUUGGGGUUCUUUGCCAUUGAUAUGCACGAAGAGCUUUCAGCGAAAAUGAGGGAGUGGAAUGAGCCCAAAUACGGCAUAGUGUUAAGCGGCCUGCGCUAUGAGGCCGCCGAGCUGCUCAAGGUCCCGGCUGUGGAGGCGGCGGACCCGUCUUCUAUAGUCAGCGACGCAAGCGGCAUAUGCGUCAUGGAUCUAAAGCGUGUGAAGCCGUCUGAACUGUCCACUGCUCACGAUUUCGAGGUGAAAGUGCACGACGGGAAAACGUGUUCCUCCCUCGUCCUCUACUUUGACUGCAUUUUUGAGCCUCGCAAUACGGCUGAUGGGAGCUUCCCUGCUGUGCUAAACCUCAAGUCUAAGACUUUUGGUGGGCUGGAGUCAUAUCGGGAGUCCCUCCCCGGCGUAGACACGACGAGGACGUAUAGCGUGUCGCCUGACUACGCUGGUUCCGAAGAGGAAGGUGGCGUGGUGGUUGUUAUGUCUACUCGGCCUGACCAGACAACAACGCACUGGAAGCAGGUGUUGCUGCAUCUUGUGGAUCACAACGACGCCCCUGUGCGACUGAAUGUUUCAUUGCUCAAGAACCCGACUAACAACCGUUGGCUCGACAUCCUGCUCCGACUGCGCGACUCGGCAGCGCUGGGCGAUUGCUACUACAAGCUCAUGUAA
Messenger RNA from Babesia bigemina, 1614 nucleotides. RefSeq names its product PROTEIN ARGININE N-METHYLTRANSFERASE, putative. The transcript has 7 exons. Bases 1 to 1614 code for a protein of 537 amino acids. Gene Ontology annotation, biological process: peptidyl-arginine methylation. Gene Ontology annotation, molecular function: protein-arginine N-methyltransferase activity. Gene Ontology annotation, cellular component: nucleus. Lineage: Eukaryota; Apicomplexa; Aconoidasida; Piroplasmida; Babesiidae. The record is from RefSeq and is a predicted model, not a curated record.